Molecule: messenger RNA, 315 nt
Organism: Rangifer tarandus platyrhynchus (Svalbard reindeer)
Lineage: Eukaryota; Metazoa; Chordata; Mammalia; Artiodactyla; Cervidae
Source: the annotation of a GenBank genome assembly
AUGAUAGCCAGCUGGCUCCUGGGGUCCAACCAUCAAAGGGUGGUGCUCAGACAGCAGCUCCUGCUUGCAAUCAUCUACAAAGCCCCUAACCCUGCCCCCGCCCAGACACCCUCUGAAUCAAAGCCCAAGAUCCCCCUCUACUGCUGUAUCACAACCUGGAUACCCCUUCCCCACACUGAAUCAGAGUCCGGAUCCCUCCAGACUACUGAAUCAGGGGCCCUGGAGGGCACAGCCCCUGUGGCCAGGGUGCUGGGGGGCAGGCUGGAGGUAGGGGGUUGGGUCUUAUUCCCCACAUUCCUUUGCUCUGCACAUUGA